AAAACCAAAACAAUAAUUUAAAAAAACCCCAAAGAAAACAAUAUUUUCGGCCUCAUUUACAAUGCAAUAUAGACCUUCUAAUUAGUGAGUUAUGUUUGUGUAAGCGUGAACUAUGAGUGGGCUAGGACCCUCUGGUGUGUGGGCGGCGCAGAAGAGACUAGAGUCGUGGGCAAGGGCGGCUAGAGAGAGGACAUCCAGCGCCAGUAGUGGACAAAGCCAUAACUCCACCGAUAGUUUUGGCGAUGACAAAUCCCACAGCAGCCCCAGUGAGAUGCUGAUCCCGAAAGAGCAGUGUCGUGUGCAGCCGCUGAGCGAGGUGCGCACGGCCAGCUCGCUACCGCACGCGCGACUCGCUCGCACACCAUCCAUUUCCUCGCAGAGUAGUCUCGACAGCGGGACUUCGAGAGCCACUAGUCACCGCGGCUCGUCGCCGGCUAUCCGCACGUUCGCUCCGGACGGGCGCACAUUGGAAGCCGGGAGCACGGGUAUACCGCGCUCGCCGUCGCCUUUGCGCGCUGCCUCCCUGGACGUGCGUGCUGCUUCACAUGCACACGGCUCACUUGCCUCGCUCGCAGAUUCCCCCGUGCCCUCCAGCCCGAGACACGUGCCCCCGAGGUGCCUCUCCCCUUUGCUUAUGCCGCCCAGGCGGAUAGAUCGCAGCAAUUCGUUGGUGGAGAGCAGCAGUGGAGCGGGCCCUUUAAGUCCCAGCGCGGGCGCUGCCAUCAGCGCUCUAGGGGCCCUGCAGCCCGACCUCUACACCAAGCGGGAGGCGCCGCUAGUCAUUGAACUGGAGGGCGCAGGGCCUUCGCUUGGCAGAAUACACCUGCGAUUGAAAUAUGACUUUGACAGAUCUGAUUUGGAGGUUCAUCUAAUUGAAGCGCACGACCUAGCUGGGUAUGAAGCAGGCGGCUUUAACGACCCCUACGUGCGCGUCAGUCUACUGCCCGAGGUGGACACGCGUGUGCGUCAGACGCCUGUCCACAGGAACGAGGCUAAUCCCUUCUUCGAUCAGCACUUCAAGUUCCCAGUCUCCCAUGACGAGCUGGGUGACAAAACUCUACUACUUCAAGUUUUUGAUUAUGACAGAUUUUCGCGUAACGAAGUGAUGGGCUCUGCGAAGGUGCCCCUGUGCCGCGUGGAAGUGGCGGGCGGCGCGGAGGUAUGGGCCGAAUUGUCACGUGAACGCCGCCCGCCCGAGGAGCUGCAGGAGUUGCUGCUAUCGCUCUCCUACCUGCCUUCAGCAGAACGUCUCACUGUCGUCGUGCUCAAGGCCCGCAACCUGCUGCCUCCACAGGAAGGGAAGGACGCAUUAGAUGUGUACGUGAAAGUGUACCUUCUUGUAAAUGGGAAGAGAGUGAAAAAGAAGAAGACGAAUAGGAAGGAGAUAAAUAACCCCGUGUGGAACGAGGCACUCUCUUUCAGCCUGCCUUCUGCUAAUCUUCAAGAAGCUUCUAUUGAGGUGUGCGUGGUGACGGGCGGCGGCAGCGGGCUGGUGGUGGGCUGGUGCUGCGUGGGCGCCGCGGAACCCGCCGCCGAGGGCCGCCACUGGGCGCAGAUGGCGCACGAGACGCGCAAGGCAGUCGCCAUGUGGCACACGCUCAGAUAGACUGCCAUCACACCACAACUCACACUUUACAACUAUGAUCUUUCUUAUAUAAUUUUAGUAUUAAUGAAUCGAAUAUUCUAUAUUUCACGAAGUUGAACCAAUAAAAUUAUAAACAUUAUGAAAUCUACAAAGUUAAUCAAUGGAUGAUGUGCUUAACUACGCAAGCAAGGAGGCAGCUGUCACCUCCCCAGUAGAAAAAUCGAAAUAAUAUGAAGUAGACGUAUAGACUACUUCGAAAUACUGAGAUCCUAACAAUGCCUAUACAUCCACAUAGACAACUCAAAGUGCACUUGUUAGUUUUUUCCUUUCUGUAGCAUUACCUUUUGACUGAAUCUUACCUAGAUCAUCAGUUGGCAAAGCUCUUGAUAGCUUAACUUUUAAAUCACGACAGCUGUGUUCGUCUCGUUUAGUUUAAAAAAAACGCACAAAAAUCAUCUCAUUACUUCGUAGUUAGAAAAGAUCAUAAUUGUUAAGGUGUUUUAUCAAUCAUUCACAAACAUAACAUUUUCGAGGCAACGAAAGCCUUUUAGGUAACUUAAUUAACAAUCAAUCUCAAAUGUACUUGUAUAAAAUCUUUAUGUCCAGUGCAAACUGUGGGCUCGUUCCAUUUCGUAUCUUGUUAAAAUAUUUACAUUAACUUUAUCGUAAUUGCCAGUAGACGUGAUUACUUAUAUUUUAUCACGUUAUCAAAUAACUCACUCACCUUAACUUUUUAAUAUUAUAUAUCGACUGAGAACAUAUAUCAAAAUUGAUUGAGCUUCGGAA
Molecule: messenger RNA, 2371 nt
Organism: Papilio machaon (common yellow swallowtail)
Lineage: Eukaryota; Metazoa; Arthropoda; Insecta; Lepidoptera; Papilionidae
Product: synaptotagmin-5
Exons: 8
Coding region: 113-1606 (497 amino acids)
Biological process (GO): regulation of dopamine secretion; cellular response to calcium ion; regulation of calcium ion-dependent exocytosis
Cellular component (GO): membrane
Molecular function (GO): syntaxin binding; phosphatidylserine binding; calcium ion binding
Source: RefSeq, a predicted model, not a curated record